Messenger RNA from Stegastes partitus (bicolor damselfish), 5514 nucleotides. It is a transcript of the gene camta1a, whose product is annotated as calmodulin binding transcription activator 1a. Gene Ontology annotation, biological process: regulation of transcription by RNA polymerase II. The record is from RefSeq and is a predicted model, not a curated record. Lineage: Eukaryota; Metazoa; Chordata; Actinopteri; Pomacentridae. Gene Ontology annotation, cellular component: nucleus. Bases 1 to 5514 code for a protein of 1837 amino acids. The transcript is spliced from 25 exons. Gene Ontology annotation, molecular function: protein binding; transcription coregulator activity; double-stranded DNA binding.
AUGGCUGCCGAAAACAAGCCGGAAGGACUGAAGAAAGUACGUAAUCCGGAUCGAAUGUACAGAUCAGCAGUGUGUUAUGCUGGCCAUGGUCCACCUAAGAGUAUCAGUGAUGACACAGAGACGAACAAUGAACAUGGACAUUUGAAAAUAUACCUGCCCAAGAAGCUGCUUGAAUGUCUACCAAAAUGCACCUCGCUGCCAAAGGAGAGACACCGAUGGAACACUAAUGAGGAGAUCGCAGCUUACUUGAUAACAUUUGAAAAGCAUGAAGAAUGGCUAACGACAUCCCCUAAAACAAGGCCGCAGAAUGGGUCGAUGAUACUGUACAAUAGGAAGAAGGUGAAGUACAGAAAGGAUGGCUACUGCUGGAAGAAGAGGAAAGACGGGAAGACCACACGGGAGGAUCACAUGAAGUUGAAAGUGCAGGGAGUUGAGUGUCUGUAUGGCUGCUACGUCCACUCCUCCAUCAUCCCCACCUUCCACCGUAGGUGCUACUGGCUGCUCCAGAACCCUGAUAUUGUGCUCGUCCACUAUUUGAAUGUUCCGGCUAUUGAGGAUUGUGGGAAACCAUGUGGACCGAUCCUGUGCUCCAUCAAUACCGACAAGAAGGAGUGGGCCAAGUGGACCAAGGAGGAGCUGAUUGGCCAGCUCAAGCCCAUGUUUCAUGGCAUCAAGUGGACUUGCAGCAAUGGGAACAGCAGCUCUGGCUUCUCAGUGGAGCAGCUAGUGCAACAGAUUCUGGACAGCCACCAAACUAAGCCACCUCCCCGGACUCACAACUGCCUCUGCACGGGCACCCUGGGUGCAGGAAGCAGUGUACACCACAAAUGCAAUAGCGCCAAACACCGUAUCAUCUCCCCUAAAGUCGACCCCCGCUCAGGUGGCUACAGCAGUGCCCACUCUGAGGUCCAAAACAACGAUGUGUCAGAAGGGAAGACUGAGCACAGUGCCCACGGUGGAGGCAAAAGCUCUGGUGGAGGCGGCGGAGGGGGCAGCACCAGGGAGAAACGCAACGGCAAAGUCCACAAGCCUGUCCUGCUCCACCAGAACAGCACAGAGGUGUCGUCCACCAACCAGGUCGAGGUCCCUGACACCACGCAGAACUCCCCCGUUUCCAUCAGCAGCGGCCUCAACAGUGAUCCAGAUAUGGCUGACAGCCCUGUGGUGACAGGAAUGAGCCACGUGGCCUCCGUCAUGUCUGGCCUGUCCCAGAGUGUCUUUAUGUCUGAGGUCACUGGAGACCCUGUCUACAGCAUGUCUCCUACUGGGGGUCCCAAUACUCACCUGAUAGGUGCAGAUGCCACUUCACAGGGCUUGGUGCUGUCUGUGACCUCUGAUCGUCACAAAUUUGCCUUCCCCAGUGGAGGAGUAGGGGAACCUGGGACUACCACAGCAGGAGACAGCUUAACCAUGUUGUCUACAGCUGGGGUGUCUGAGGAACUGGUGCUGUCCAGCAGUCUGGACUCUGGAUCCAUCAAGAUCCCAGAGACCAAUAUGAACUUUGACCCUGACUGCUUCCUGAACAACCCCAAACAAGGCCAGACCUAUGGAGGCAGUGCAAUGAAGACAGAAGGCAACUCUUCAACCUCUUCUUCCUCCGGUGGUAACGGUAGCACUAAUGGAAAUCUGCAGCGCUCCCCUCCCAUGUCAGACAAUGGCUACACCUUUAGCUCAGCUCUCGUAAAAAACAUCAAGACAGAAGACACAUCCUUCGAGCAGCAGCUGGCCAAGGAGAGUGGCUACCAGGUGGGGCCGGUAGUAAAUUGUGGCAGUGGGGUGUCCGUGUCAUCUGGUGCUGGUUCAGGCCCGGGCAGCCUUACUCUGACUGCAGCAGGGUCCCUGCUCCCUUCUGGUGGGGGUCUGAGUCCCAGCACUACCUUGGAGCAGAUGGACUUCAGUGCCAUUGAUGCCAAGCAAGACUACACUUCCAGUGCUACCACAGUGAGUUAUGCUCAGGCCAUGUCCAGUCCUCACAUGCAACACCAGAAUCGUUCACCCAGCUUUUUCCUCCAGGAUGGAUCUCAGAACAACCAGACGCAGCAGGGGAGGCCCAACAUGGGCCAGAAAACACAUAUGAUGGAGCACAACUCCCAUGACGCUGGAGCGUAUAUGGGGCUACAGGUGGUGAAAACAGACUCCCCUGGCAGCAACGGCCACCUUCAUCACCACCAUCAAGCCCAUCAGCCCCAGCACAGGGCCAAUUGUAAUGGAGGUUCACCUGCUGAGGGCCCUGGCCAAGCUGGCUCUCUCCAACUGCUGCAAUACCAGGGGAGCUUUCCAGGGCUGGGCGCUGAGCACGAGGAGGUGGUUGGUCUAGAGCAACCAGGCAGUGUGAAUUCAGGUCAGACUGGAGCCACGGAGAACGGAGCUGAGACUCUACUCAAGCCAGGAGAUCACAUUCAGGCUUGUGGGGCAGGAAAUGGAGAGGGAGGGGGAGCAGAACACUACCUGCAACAGGCGUCGGAUGGUGGCGGUGGAGGGACAGGAGGUGCAGGUGAAGGUGUUGCAAUUCAUAAUGGAAACAACAACAGUGAUGGCAGCAACCGCAACCAGCAGCAACAGCAGCUGCAGCCUCUCCUGCAGGGCACAAGCAUGGUCCAGGGACUCUACAACGCUGUUGGAACCCACCAAGGCCUGGGUGGUGCGGCCACAAAUGGAGGAGCAGGAGGAACGGGCAUGGAGAUCAGUCUGGACCACUUUGACAUCUCUUUUGGAAACCAGUUCUCUGACCUCAUUAAUGACUUCAUCUCAGUGGAUGGCAGUGGAACUGCCAUGUCAGCUGGAGGGGCCCUAUAUGCUCACCAGCUAGUCACAUCUCACAGCUCUGAUAAUCAGAACACAGCUGGUGGGCCCCCUCAGCAAGGCCAGGAGGAUGGAGGGGCCAGGGGCUCUGGCUACAGCCCGUCAGAGCUCUGCCUUCAACCCUGCUGCAGCCCCCAGUCUCUAAGUGGAGGGGCCGGAGCAGGAGGAAAUGCAGGAGAGGCUGGCUCAUUGUCAUACAUGAAUGUAGCAGAGGUGGUUUCUGCAGCCGUUGCUCAAGGGGCUCUGGGGAUGCUUCAGGCAACAGGCCGGCUCUUCAUGGUCACUGACUACUCCCCGGAGUGGUCCUAUCCUGAGGGUGGUGUUAAGGUUCUGAUCACUGGGCCCUGGCAAGAGGCCAGCUCAAACUACAGCUGCCUGUUUGACCAGAUCUCAGUCCCAGCUUCUCUUAUCCAACCAGGGGUGCUGCGUUGCUACUGCCCAGCUCAUGAUACAGGUCUGGUGACGCUACAGGUGGCUGUCAGUAACCAGAUCAUCUCCAAUUCGGUGGUGUUUGAGUAUAAGGCUCGCGCUCUUCCUUCACUGCCAUCAUCUCAGCAUGACUGGCUCUCUCUGGAUGAUAACCAGUUCAGAAUGUCUAUCCUGGAGCGCUUGGAGCAGAUGGAGAGGAGGAUGGCAGAGAUGGCCAGCCACCAGCAGCCGAGCAGCGCAGGGAGUGGCGGAGCUGGAGGAGGAACGGGGGGAGGAGGAGGAGGAGGAGGCGGNGGUGGAGGGGGAGGCAACAACAGUCAGUCACAGUGUGUAUCUGGCCAGACGCAGGCCAGCAGCUCCUUCGAGAGUCGUGUCGUGGUGGUCUGUGAGAAGAUGAUGAGCAGAGCUUGCUGGGCCAAGUCCAAACAUUUAAUCCACUCCAAGACCUUCAGAGGCAUGACACUCCUUCACCUGGCUGCUGGCCAAGGCUACGCCACCCUCAUUCAGACACUCAUCAAGUGGCGUACCAAGCAUGCAGAUAGCAUUGAUUUGGAAUUAGAAGUGGACCCUCUCAAUGUGGAUCACUUCUCCUGCACGCCUCUGAUGUGGGCAUGUGCGCUUGGUCACCUGGAGGCAGCAGUGGUCCUGUAUAAAUGGGACAGACGUGCCCUCGCUAUCCCAGAUUCUCUGGGCCGCUUACCCCUUUCAAUUGCCCGGUCUCGUGGUCAUACCAAAUUGGCAGAAUGUCUGGAGCAGCUUCAGAGGGAAGAGCAGCAGACACCAGCCCCUCUACCACCCACAACUCGCAUGUCUUUUUCCCCGGCCCCUGACGCACCCACCACAGACAGCUGGAUGGUCAGCUGGGCAAACGACAGUGUAGUAGCACCCAGUGGCAAGAAAGGAGGUCCUGUCACCACCACAACCACAUCCAGCACCACCAGCCUCAAUCCAGACUUGAGAAGGCCCAGGUCAGAGCCCUCCAACUACUACAGCAGUGAGGGCCAAAGAGACCUUCCACUAGCUAAAAAACAUAAACCCAACCCAGAACUGUUUCAGACUCGGCCUGACAAGGCCAUGUCUGUCCCUCUGAGCCUGGAGCAGCAGCAGCUCCACAAGCUAUCCUCAAGCACUAAGAGCCUAUCCUCAGAAGGCCUGAGCUCAGACAAAGGCCUGUCUACAGGAGGCAGUACCGGAACAGUCCGGUGGACCUCCAGAGAGGGCUUCUCCAGCAGCAAUUUGGGGAGGAAGGCACUGGGGAUCAGUGGAAGCAGCAGCCUGGGGAAGGAGAAACUGGUCAACCGGUUACGUCAGCGGGAACAGCUAGGCAUGCUGGUAAUGGCAGACAGAGAGAUGGCAGAUUCAGAAUUGCUGUCAUAUCGAGAGGAUCUGGAGAACCAGGACUGUCUCACACAGAUGGAUGACCUACAGGUAAAUAUGAUGACUCUGGCAGAGCACAUAAUUGAAGCAACGCCAGAGAGAAUCAAAAGGGAGAACUUCACCCCGUCGGACUCUGUGCCCUUAGACACAUCAGGGGUCAGCAACACCAUGAACUGGCUGGCCAACUACCUGGGAGAUGUAGAACAGCUGCCAAGCAUCAUACAUCUACGGUCUCUGUAUAAUGAACCCCUGACCCCUUCAUCCAACCCCAGCUUGAGCCCUGGGGCGUCUCCACUGAGAGAGGGGCCCCUGGAAAGGUCAACGCUCCCUUCCCCAGCUGACUGGAGUGAGUUCAUCAAUGCCUCCAACAGCAAGGUGGAGCGAGACCUGGCCCAGCUGACUCUGUCAGAUCCAGAGCAGAGAGAGCUGUAUGAGGCCGCCCGCCUAGUCCAAACUGCCUUCCGCAAGUACAAGGGGCGGCCGCUCCGAGAGCAACAAGAAGUAGCUGCUGCUGUUAUACAACGUUGUUACAAGAAAUACAAACAGCUAACAUGGAUAGCCUUGAAGUAUGCACUUUAUAAGAAGAUGACGCAGGCCGCCAUCCUUAUCCAGAGUAAAUUCCGCAGCUACCACGAACAGAAGAAGUUCCAGCAGAGCAAGAGGGCUGCCGUGCUCAUUCAGCAAUACUACCGCAGCUACAAGGAGUUUGGCAGGCUGAAGCCCCACCAUCGUGGGGCUGCUGCUGCCUUGGUGCAGCACAAACUGAGAGGUAGUCUGCUUACAAAGAGGCAGGAUCAGGCUGCCAGGAAGAUUAUGAGGUUCUUACGACGCUGCCGCCACAGCCCCUUGAUGGACCAUAGACUGUUCAAGCGGGGUGAAAGAAUUGAAAAGGGCCAAGGAACAUGA